Messenger RNA from Habropoda laboriosa, 1269 nucleotides. It is a transcript of the gene Spx, whose product is annotated as splicing factor 3B subunit 4. NCBI's taxonomy places the organism in Eukaryota, Metazoa, Arthropoda, Insecta, Hymenoptera, Apidae. Bases 28 to 1269 code for a protein of 413 amino acids. The transcript has 4 exons. The record is from RefSeq and is a predicted model, not a curated record. Gene Ontology annotation, biological process: positive regulation of mRNA splicing, via spliceosome. Gene Ontology annotation, molecular function: RNA binding. Gene Ontology annotation, cellular component: U12-type spliceosomal complex; nucleolus.
AUGAAACUAGAAAAUUAAGUGGCAAUCAUGGCAGCUGGUCCUAUAGCUGAACGAAAUCAAGAUGCCACGAUAUACGUGGGUGGGCUGGAUGACAAAGUUACAGAGUCCCUCAUGUGGGAACUGUUUGUCCAGUCAGGACCAGUGGUCAAUGUCCACAUGCCUAAAGAUAGGGUGACUCAAAUGCAUCAGGGUUACGGGUUUGUAGAAUUCAUGGGAGAAGAAGAUGCAGACUACGCUAUUAAGAUAAUGAAUAUGAUAAAACUGUAUGGAAAACCAAUAAGGGUAAAUAAAGCAAGUGCUCAUCAAAAGAACCUGGAUGUAGGUGCUAACAUCUUUAUUGGUAAUCUUGAUCCAGAGGUAGAUGAAAAACUACUAUAUGACACCUUCAGUGCAUUUGGUGUAAUUCUCCAAACACCAAAGAUAAUGAGAGAUCCAGAGACAGGAAACUCAAAGGGUUUUGCCUUCAUAAACUUUGCCUCGUUUGAUGCAUCUGAUGCAAGUAUAGAAGCAAUGAACGGCCAAUACCUGUGCAACAGACCUAUCUCUGUAUCUUACGCAUUUAAACGCGACGCUAAAGGGGAGAGACACGGUAGCGCGGCAGAGCGUCUGUUAGCCGCGCAAAAUCCUCUCAGCCAAGCGGAUAGGCCUCAUCAAUUGUUCGCUGACGCUCCUCCUUUAGCGCCACCGCAUAUUCCAAAUUCAAACGCAGCAGCUCAUCAAACCACCCAUCAUCCUCAACAUCACGUGAUGCACCAUGGAAUGGUCGUACCACCCCCACCUCCACCAUCAACACCAGGACCUCCAAUGGGUCAUCCUCCGCCGCCCCCUGUCCCACCGCCACCAUCCAGUGGUUUUCCUCCAGCAAGCAUUCCUCCACCUCCUUUACCACCAAUGUCAAUGGCCACACAUCCUCCUCUACCACCUGGAAUGCCACCUCCAUUGCCUCCAAUGCCAGUUCCAACAUCUCAAACUCAACAAACCACUCCAAGAAUGAUGGCUCCACCGCCUCCUCACUGGGGUGUCAGUGGACCACCUCAAGGUCAAUUUCCACCACCUCCGCCCCCGUCUUCCACCGGAGCACCACCGCCCCCACAAUUUGGACAAUUCCAGCCACCACCACCGCGUCCUCCUCCAACUUGGAGGCAUCCACCGCCUCCUCCAGUGUCCCAAGGAGGUCCACCACCGCCACCACCCUCUCAAUUUCGACCGCCGUUCCCUCCGAGAGGCCCACCUCCACCACCCCCGCCUCACGACACCAAUCAAUAUUGA